Molecule: messenger RNA, 3813 nt
Organism: Xenopus laevis (African clawed frog)
Lineage: Eukaryota; Metazoa; Chordata; Amphibia; Anura; Pipidae
Gene: gripap1.L
Product: GRIP1 associated protein 1 L homeolog
Exons: 28
Coding region: 507-3092 (861 amino acids)
Source: RefSeq, a predicted model, not a curated record
GGGACACAAGAGAAUCACAAAUAUAAUGAUGGCGGUAACACACGCCUGUUUCAACGAGAAGCCACUGGGGAGUUGAGAGUAAGAGCUCAGCUGGAAGGUAAGGACUGGGGUGAGUAAGGAGUGGAGGGUAAAGAGUGGAGUGUGAGCUGAGCAGCCCAGCGAGUAGCGAAGAAAAGGCAAGAAGAGAGCAAAUUGUUGUGAGUGAAAACCUCCAGGUACCCGUCAUUGAUUGGCCCGCAGGUCAGACAGAUGAAGCCCCUCCUCCUACAUCGUGCGUCACUGCCGCUUUGGAGAGGAAACAUGAGCCGCUCAGACAGUGCCACAAAGCGCUGCCUCACUACGGCCAGCAGGGGGAGCGCACACCCUGCAAAAAUGCUUCCCGAUCAGAGCGCUUCCCUAAGCACUUCAGCGAUCUCUAUGGUAGCUCUAGUACGGAGGCAGGACUCUAUGGUGGGCUGCAGACUGUACCAUUUCACUGUGCAGCAGCGGGGGGGUGGCUGAGAAAGAUGGCGCAGGCUUUGUCCGAGGAGGAGUUCCAGCGGAUGCAGGCGCAGCUGUUGGAGCUCAGAACCCAGAAUUAUCAGCUGUCGGACAGUCUGCGGAAGAACAGCCAAGAACUCUCGGCACUCCGACAGAAGCAUGGAUCUUUGGAAAAGGAGUUUGGGAAAGCACAGAAGGUGCUCAGUAAAAGCAAGAAGGCUCAGGAGGUGGAGGCUCUGCUUGGGGAGAAUGAGAUGCUUCAGGGGAAGCUGCACAGUCAGGAGGAAGAUUUCCGGCUACAGAACACUACACUGAUGCAGGAGCUCUCCAAGCUGUGCACUCAGAUUGAGCAGCUAGAGGCUGAAAACACAAGGUUCAAGGCUGGGCAGCCUGCAGUACCAGGUCCAGACGGUUCAGGAGAGAAAGAAGUAAGGAGGCUCCAAGCAGAAAACACAGCACUACAGAAGAGAAUAACAAGUGUGUGUCACAACUCCCUUCAGGAAUGUCAUGAGAAAGAGAUUGCCACCCUGAAGUGCCAAGAAUGGGAGGCUAAUGGACACAGUGCCACAUAUGCAGAGGAAGGGGCGAGUGGAUCCCAGAUCCUUGUGGAAACAGAAGGACAGGCCUGUCCCAAGCAGGAUGGACUGGGUGCUGGCAGCUGGGAGCCAAUCACAGAGGAUCUGCAAGGAUUCAAACUAAAAUUAGAGACACAAAUUGAAGAAAAUCGGCUGCUGAGAGAUCAAAUAGGGAUUCUUCAGAUGGUUAAGAUACAGGAGGAACACAGCAAGUCAGUGGAGAAGCUGAAGAAAAAACAUGAGAGCUACUUACAGCUACAGAUAGAGAAGGAGGCACUGUACAACGACAGCAGGACAAAAAUUGAGGAACUUCAACAGAAGAAAGAAGAAGAUAUAAAAUCUCUGACCUUUCGGAACCAGAAAUUGCAGCAGGACAUGCAGGUGGCGCAGCAGAGCUGCAUGGAGCUGAGAGAGCAGGUGCAAAGUCAGAAGCAGGAUCAUGAGAGAACCCUCCGGGGUGUACAGGAGCAGGUGGCAUGGCAGAGUGCAGAGAGUCAGGAGCAGGUGGACAACAUUCUAUCUGAGAACGAUGCCUUACGCACCAAUCUAGCUGCGUUAGAACAGAUUCAGAGUUCCAGGACCCAGGAGCUGACUCUUCUACGGGAGCAGAAUGCCGCGCUCACAAUGGAAGUGCAGCAGCAACAUGAUGAAAAGGAAGCCAUGCUGGUUGAGAGAGAGGACCUAAGGACUCAGCUGCAGGAGUCUCUCCAUGCCAACCGCCGUCUGCUGGAGCAGCUUCAGGAGAAGGAGCAGGAGAGAGAUUGUCUCCAGCAGGACCUGGAUGAAGCACGCAAGAGCGCUGAUAAGCGGAAAGCCAUGUUGGAUGAAAUGGCCAUUGAGAUGUUGCAGGAGAAAAGUCGCCACAAAGAUGAGGUGGGAAAUAUCAAGCUUCAGCAUGAGAAGGAGGUGCUCAAUAUCCGAGGCAAAUAUGAAAAGGAGCUCCGAGAACUUCAUGAAGAGAAGAACAGAGGGGAAGAGGAUCUGCGGGGGCAGCUACGGGAUGAGAAGGCUCGGAGCAGGGAGUUGGAGGGGCUUCAGCAAACGUCCGAGGAGCUGCGCUUACAGAUUCACUCACUAGAGGGAACCAAAGGAUGGUUUGAGCGGAGGUUGAAGGAGGCAGAAGAAACUAUGGAGAAGGACCAGAUGCAGCACCAAGAGGAUUUAGGCAAGAUCAGGAGUGAGCAUUCAGCAAACUUACAGCUUAAAGACCAAGAGGUGGGAGCCGUGACCCAGAAGUUGGAGGAAAGUGCAAGAGAGAAAUGGGAUCUUCAGGAGACUAUUAAGCAGCUGAGGCAGGAGCUGAAAGACACAGCUGACGGGCAGCGAAUACUAGAGAAAAAGGGCAGCUUGGCACUUAAAGACCUGAAAAGGCAGUUACACCUGGAAAGGAAGAGAGCGGAGAAACUACAGGAGCGAUUACAGGAGAUUCUCACAAACAGCAAGACCCGAACAGGGUUGGAGGAACUGGUGUUGGCAGAGUUAAGUUCCCCAAGUCGGGCACAGACUGGCGACAGCAGCAGCAUCUCGUCCUUCAGUUACAAGGAGAUCAUGAGGGAGAAUGCAGCCCCCAGUGGCAAUAAGUCCAAUACGGGGAGUCCACAGUCCCAGACACACAGGCCGGCUGAGCUGUCGGAUGAAGAGGUUUCGGAUCUGUUCCAGAGACUGGCAGAGAUUCAGCAGGAGAAGUGGCUGUUGGAAGAAAAGGUGAAGCAUCUGGAGGUGAGUAGUGCCUCCAUGGCAGAAGAUCUGUGCAGGAAGAGCUCCAUCAUUGAGGCCUACGUAAUGGACAGCAGGAUCGACGUGUCUGCUGCCCAUGGCCAAGUGGAUCGGAGCAGCCUGGGCAGUGUCUUAAGGGACCUGGUGAAACCGGGAGAUGAGAACCUGAGGGAGAUGAACAAAAAGCUGCAGAACAUGUUGGAGGAGCAGCUCACCAAGAACAUGCACCUACAGAAGGACCUGGAAGCUCUGUCGCAGGAGAUUGUACGGCUGAGCAAGGAAUGUGUCCCGGGGCAGGAGCACGGGGGUACACUGAGCUGAACUGGUGCCCCCCUAUAUCUCAUUGGCCCCUUGUCUGUUGCACAUCCUCUAACAACCCCCCAUAUUGACACUGGCUUCCCCGCUCAGCUUCUUGCUGCCUGUUGGCAUUGCACCCCCAUUUGUUCCUUGUACCCCUCUCUUGCUGGCACUGCUCCGAAGCUUAACGAGCACUUCCUGAACUGUUUGUGCAGAUCCUUAAUGGCUAGUGCUGGGGGAUAAUAAUAUAAUAAUAAUAUAAUAUUGCUUACUGGCCCGUCAUUCCUGUCUAUUUCAUGGGCUCUAUCAUGAUCUGUAUAUAUUGCAGUGUUUGGGUGCUUCCCUAUAGAACUUCUACGGAUAUAUGGUGUAUAGUAAUGUCCUUUUAUUUAACUGCUGGAGAAGUUCUUUAGUCACUUUUUUAUGCUUGUGUGCGUGUGUGGGGGGAUCCAUUUCUCAGUACCCAUGUGACCUUUCCUUUCUGGCAAACUGCAGCUCUGCCUUGCUUUAUGGCAGCAAUUGUAGCCUCAGGAUCAGAGCCCCAAUGCAAGAAGACAAAGCAGAAUCCAGUGGAGACAUUACACAGUGAGAGCUAAGGAGGAAUAGCAAUGGCUACAUUGCACCUUAUAUGAUGACAUUUACCCCCCCCCCCCCUAAAUUCAAAGUUGUACCCCUUGUCCAGCCAAACUCUCAUGUAACGCAUGCCCAGAGAUGUCACAUUUAUCUGAAUAAAGUGUUAACCUGU